AUACAUAUACAUAGAGUGAUCGGCAUAUAAAACUUUGUAAUGCAAUAUUUAAUGCAAUUUAGUGCAUUUAAAUGUAAUAUUCGAUCUAGCGCAGUAUUCGCGUUUUCAAUUUGAAAUUUAAGCGGUGAAAUCAGAUGUGGUAUGAUUCAUCGGCCUUGAAGGAAAUAGUGGUGGGGCGUGGGGCAACUAUAGUGUUAUCAAGUGUUAUAUUAUAGCAUAUAGUCUCUAUAAUACACUUGUUACAAAUUACAAACCGUAAACGCGUACGCGAUACGAAUGCAAUUAAUCUGUCAAAUUCUUUGUGUAAAUACAAGUAACCUUUAAUAUUGUUUGUCGUGAUAAUGCUAUAGUACGUUACGAUUUGUAUCUAUCUAUAUAUAUAUAUAUAUAUAUAGAUAGAUAUAUAAGUGCAGGAAUAAUAUAUAUACGCUUUUAACGAUGCUGCUGUUUACAAGGAUGCACUAUAACAUUACGGUUAAAAAAGGAAUAUAUUAAAAUACUAUUUUGUUGUACGUCUAACAUGUUUGCAAAAAGCAAUGUCGAUCCCGAACUGGAAAGGUUACGGAAAGAGGUCGAUGUUCCGCCAAAUUUGGAUACGGUGGCGCUAAAUAUACAAAGAGCUACAGCACGAAUUCAUGCGUCGUAUUUAUUUGAACACAUCGGACGACCCACUCUACAUAAAUUAUGUUUGUUAUUGAGUUCUACUGCCACAGGAAAAAUGUAUAACGGAUGGCAGGAAUUUGCAGCUCAUAUGGGCUUGACAAUGGAACAAAUACGUUGUAUAGAUUAUGAUUUCAAGAACUUACAGGAUCCAACUUAUUAUGUAUUAUUAGCUUACGUGCAACACGUCGAUGCAACUAUAGACAAAAUUUUAAACGCCUUGCAAAAGAUGCACCGUUUCGAUGUGAUUAAUCAAAUAAAGGAUAACAUUACCGAUUUAAUUGAUGCGAUUCCAUCAAACUCUUCGGCUGAUGAAUCUGCUAUACUUCGAUCAAAGAGUAUACCAAGAGCACCGUUAGUUUUAACUCCGAUAGAAAUUGUACAGAAAAUGCAAAACGUAGGAGACAACUCUGGAUACAUUUUGCAAGGUAAUUUACAAAAGACAAAACAGGCAUAUGGAUGCAUAGUUAUGCUAACAUUUGCCGAUGAUGGUUUAACAACGGCGCAACGUAUAGCAAAAAUAUUUAGAUCUAAACAGCCUAAAAUCGGAGUAGUCAUACUUCAAGAACAAGAACACUAUGUAUACAGCAGAGCAGAAGAGUUUAUAGACGAUUGUUUUAGACAAGUGAACUUCAUCGUACCAAUAUUAACGCAAGAAUAUUUGGAAAGAAUACAUAAUCCUCACCAAACGUAUAGCGAAGAUCAAAAUAAACUGGACGCCAAGUAUAUAAAAUAUAUAUAUUCUUUGUUAAGAUAUGAAUAUGUGAGAAGUCAAUGUAUAAAUUGUCGUGUAAGGUGUAUAGUUUCCGAUAAAGAAGUAUAUGCAGUUGCAAAAUCAAAUUUACACCCAACAUUGCAAGCAUGGUUCAGGGAAAGCGAUAUCGACGCAUUCGUCGAAAACAUUCUGUUACGAAAGUCCUCGCGGUGAAAAUUUAUAACGAGCACAUAAAUAAAAAAUUGUAACAGUUUCUAUAUAAAGAACAAUAAAGUCUCUUAUAUGCGUUUGUGUAUAUAUUCCUCUAACUCGUGUACUUACCGAUUUAUAAAAUAUUCUCCGUAAGAAUCUGCAUUGUUUAUCUCAUCCGAUGUAUGUUCAGAAAUAUAAUAAUAUAAUUUUAAUGUUUCCGUGGA
This is a messenger RNA of Hylaeus volcanicus, 1791 nucleotides long. RefSeq lists its product as uncharacterized. The record is from RefSeq and is a predicted model, not a curated record. Gene Ontology annotation, biological process: signal transduction. The coding region runs from base 521 to 1588 and encodes 355 amino acids. Lineage: Eukaryota; Metazoa; Arthropoda; Insecta; Hymenoptera; Colletidae. Gene Ontology annotation, molecular function: protein binding. The transcript is spliced from 7 exons.